AGCGCAGCAAAUAAUGAACUCAUUAGUCUCAGUCACGACGGAGCUGCGCGCUGUUCGGCUGUCGCUUUAAGACCGAUUUCCCCCCAUUGUCAAACAGUCGUGAGCAGGAAGAGGGAAACGAAAGCAGACACCGAGGGGGCCCGACGUAUUUAAACACGAUGCUGCCGCACAGUAACGGCUUCGUGUGGAGGAGAGGAGCGCACUUUGACAGGGACGCACGGACACGCAGAUCCACGCGAGUGACCUUCUGAUCGGAUCGAUGGUGUCCGGACUGAAUAAAGCAGCGGAGUGUCGGUGAAGUGGCCGCGGGAUGAGAGAAUGCACACAUGUGUCACCGCGGGUCGUUGCCUCAGGAAAUGAUGACAGUGUCCUCCAUCAUCGCUUAGCUGCUCAGAGCGCACGGUUCUCGUCUUGCGGCCAUUUCGACUGGACUCAGUUGCCUUUUUUGAUUUAACACACACACCCACACACACACACACACACACACAAAGACUGUAGGCGGCAGGUUGGAUGCUGCUGGAGCAGGUGCAGGCAGCUUCACAGGUAUCCGCUAAUCUGCUGGCUCUGCACCCUGAUAUCUGAUCUGGAUCAGACUGGACUUCAUAUUAGAAGAAUGACAUCCACUAUAGAGAGGAAGACACUGGAGGCCAAUGAGGAGCCGGUGGAUGAGGUCCUCCAGAUGCCACCAUCUCUGCUGACAUGUGGCGGCUGUCAGCAGAGCAUCGGAGACAGAUUCUUCCUGAAGGCCAUCGAGCAGUACUGGCACGAGGACUGUCUGAGCUGCGACCUGUGUGGCUGCCGGCUGGGGGAGGUGGGCCGCCGGCUCUACUACAAGCUGGGAAGAAAGCUAUGUCGGAGAGAUUACCUCAGGCUGUUUGGUCAGGACGGUCUCUGUGCUUCCUGUGAAAAGAGGAUCCGGGCGUUUGAGAUGACAAUGCGUGUCCGAGACAAGGUUUACCAUCUGGAGUGCUUCAAGUGUGCCGCCUGCCAGAAGCACUUCUGUGUGGGUGAUCGCUACCUUCUCAUCAACUCAGACAUUGUGUGCGAGCAGGACAUCUUUGAGUGGACCAAGCUCAACAAUAACAAUAUGGUUUAGGAGGAUCUCUUGCUCAACACAAUGGAGCUGCCUUUUCCCACUUACUUUAAAGGGAACGGACCACUGAUAAACAGACAGUUUGUAAUGCCUGUGCAGGCGCUAUCGUGCAUCUGAAAUUCAUAUGGAAGCAUUUUAACAUAAAAGGACAGGCUUGAUCUCUGCAGUUGUCCCUGCUGAAGACUAAGGGAGACUGCACCAGCAAUAACAGAGAUUUUCAUCUAAGGCUUCAUUCCUAAAAGCAAAAAAAAAAAAAUCUUAAAUACUGAAAAUACAUGCAAUAUAAGUCAUUUGUUAUACACUGGAAUACUAGAAAUGAUCAAAAACAAAUUCUUUGUCAAUUUUCUUGUCGUCAAACACUGUUGCAUCACUUCAGUCUGGUCUAAAAUGUUCAAUAAGACCAGUAACUAUACAUUGAUGUGUGUGUAAUUUCCUAAUACUUUCUUAUAUGAAGAAAAUGAGAACUUUGUUAAAGCAACCAAUCCAUUUAUAUCUUAACAGUAUUAAAUACUGGAAAUGUAAUGCUUUCUAUAUGUUCAAGUGUUGCUUGCCUGCGAACAAGUCUCACAUUUUAAUGUUCAGCUGACCUGCUGACUUAAAGACUGUCUUCUUGUGUUGGGAAUUAACUGGAAUUUAUUAAUUAGAUGUUUACCACAUGCCUCUAUAUCCUGCUUACUUAUCCAUGAAACUUAUCUGGGAAAGAAUUUAUUAGGAAAUUCUGAACCUGUAAAUGGAAGCAUUUUCAUAUCAUAAAUGGAAUACAGUAUCCAUUUUGAAAAGUCCCGAUCAGAAUGAUUGCCCUGUAUUGCCAGGUUGAACUAGUGGCGCCCUCUAGUGGAGGGAACCCAUGCCAUACUUAUUUGACUGACUGAAGAAGUUUCCAUUGUUUCAUGUCAUUUUAACAACUCUUUGGGCAUGCACCAAACCUUUUUGGAUAUUUGCUUGUCAGUUUCUUUAAUAAAUGACAAUUUAGAGAAACGCUGA
This is a messenger RNA of Amphiprion ocellaris (clown anemonefish), 2077 nucleotides long. RefSeq names its product LIM domain only 2 (rhombotin-like 1) (gene lmo2). The coding region runs from base 614 to 1096 and encodes 160 amino acids. Gene Ontology annotation, molecular function: DNA-binding transcription factor binding; transcription coactivator activity. The record is from RefSeq and is a predicted model, not a curated record. The transcript is spliced from 3 exons. Lineage: Eukaryota; Metazoa; Chordata; Actinopteri; Pomacentridae. Gene Ontology annotation, biological process: positive regulation of transcription by RNA polymerase II. Gene Ontology annotation, cellular component: nucleus.